This is a messenger RNA of Manihot esculenta (cassava), 886 nucleotides long. RefSeq lists its product as uncharacterized. Bases 86 to 622 code for a protein of 178 amino acids. The transcript has a single exon. The record is from RefSeq and is a predicted model, not a curated record. Lineage: Eukaryota; Viridiplantae; Streptophyta; Magnoliopsida; Malpighiales; Euphorbiaceae.
CUAACCUGAUAACCUCUAUAAAAGCAAAUCAAUACCCUCCCUUUCCUCCGGCCAGUCACCGGAGAAGAGAAUCGCGCUGAAACCAAUGGCUACCAGUAAGAGCUACUUUGCUAGACAAAACUACCGAUUUUUGUCCAGCGACCAAAACCUUCACGCGCCACUCACCCACGACUCCGCAUUCGAGCUUGAUGAGUCGGACGUUUACAAUAACUCAGUUGCAACUCGCUCAAACUCGCCUGAGUUUCAUAAAGCUGUACAGAGUUCGAGACUCAACAAGAAGUCCACAGCAACAGUAGCGACUAGACUCACGGAUUCUGGAGAUAGAACAGCGGGGACUCCAUCUUCACUUCCGGUUAACAUACCGGACUGGUCGAAGAUAUUGAAAGAAGAGUACAGGGAGAAUCGAAAGACAGAUAUCCACGACGACGAUGACGACGUGGACGGCGAGGAUUAUUUCGAUGGAGGAGCGAGAGUUCCACCGCAUGAGUUUUUGGCGAGACAGAUGGCGAGGACGAGGAUCGCAUCGUUCUCGGUGCAUGAAGGAGUAGGGAGGACAUUGAAAGGGCGGGAUUUGAGUAGGGUUAGAAAUGCAAUUUGGGAGAAAACUGGGUUCCAAGACUGAAAAAGAACAGAAAUUAAGGUCUUUUUUAUAAAUAUCGGAAAAAUAACAUCUGCAGGAUUUCUAGAGUACGUGAUUGAUGUUUUCUUUUUUCAUAUAUAUAUUAUAUAUAUAUAUAUUUUUGGGGUGGGGGUUUGGCAUUUUUAAAUAUAUUUUUGAAAUUUUCAUGAGUGACUCUGUAUCGUUUUAUGCUGGUGAAAUGCUAUUGCUAACAUCUUCGAGAUUGUAUCAGAAAUGGCAGAGAAAAUUUUCCUGUUUUUAUUUUUA